This is a messenger RNA of Adineta ricciae, 2436 nucleotides long. Lineage: Eukaryota; Metazoa; Rotifera; Eurotatoria; Adinetida; Adinetidae. The record is from the annotation of a GenBank genome assembly.
AUGGCGUUAUCUUUUGAAAUCAAUCCUCGUUUUCUGAUCGAUAUUCCUCUUCAUCAAUCACAGCAAAUCAUCGAGUCAAGUUGUGCUUACGAACUAGAACAACUUGUUUCUCUUGAACAAGCUUGUCAACCACUUGAAACUCUACUUGGUGCAGAACUUUCACUGUACGUCACUGUUGCCAAAUUGAAUUCUCAACAACCUAAACAUGAACUCUCGCAAGAUGAAGCUGCAUCGAUCUAUUUAUAUACAAUGGAAUGGGAUCAACCACAAAAUAGUCUCCAUAUUCUUCUCAAUCAAGCACUUUGCCAUUCGAACGAAAAUCAACUUCACCUGUGGCUGAAAUAUCUCAAAUUAUUAUUCACGGCCCUCUUCAAAGUACCAUAUGGUGAAUGUCAUCGAGCACGUGUUUCGCUGGCACGAGCAAUCUACGUCGACGCCGAUAUUUAUCUGUUCGAUGAUCCACUUUCAGCUGUUGAUCCAAAAGUAGCCGAACAAAUCUUCAAUGCUUGCAUCAGUUCUCAAGGACUUCUGACUGCAUCCGAUAUAUCAGUUUUACUUGUUGAUGGUCAUAUUGAAGCACAAGGUCCUUUUCAAGAAUUAUCAGUGCGUUAUUAUCCGACGAGUGAAAUUAAGGAUGAUAUUCAAAGAAGUACGCAUAGAGACAACGCACAAGAAAUCAGUAUCGUUGAGUUAGAUUUCAAAAAAGCCGUUGCCGACAGUCAGUCAAUCAUACAUAAUGAAACAUCGUUCAGUGCCCACGCCAAUUGGAAGAUUCGAUAUCGUCUAUUUACUGAAACAUCUUUAGGAUAUUUUGGUUUCUACAUUCUCAUAUUUCUGCUUGUUGUUGGUGAAUUUCUUUACAAUAUUUCGAAUUACUGGCUUGUAGAAUGGACAAGUCAAACUUAUAUUACACAACAAACUGUUACAUAUUUUGCUUACGUAUAUGUUGUCCUAGUACUAAGUGUAGUAUUGAUAUCGUAUGUACGUGCUGAUUAUUGGUACUAUGUUCUAUUGAAUGGUUCAGCUAGUUUACACAAUCGUAUGCUCAAAGGAAUCGUAUAUAGUUCAAUGCGGUUUUUCGAAAGUAAUCCAAGUGGUCGGAUUCUGAACCGAGCAAGUCAAGAUCAGUUGACGAUAGAAGAAAUAAUACCAGCGAUAUUCUUCGACGCUGUCCAGGUAUUGAUGACUGUGCUGGGUUCAGUCCUUGUUAUCGUUCUCAUCAAUCCGCUUAUAUCCAUUGUUGUUAUUCCACUCAUUGUUGCCAUAUGGUAUCUUCGAAAUUUUCAUAUAGUUCCCAGUAGACAAUUGAGACGUCUCGAAAGUGUAACACGUAGUCCUAUCUAUGCAUUCUUCUCAUCGUCACUAGACGGUCUAACAACCAUUCGAGCUUUCAAAGUUCAGGAAGAUUUUAUGAAAAUAUUUUUCAAACUGACAGAUGCAAAUACACGUGCUUACGUCCCGAUGCUAGCUAGUAAUCAUUGGCUUGGCUUUCAUCUUGAUCUCAUUGUUAUUCUAUUUCAAAUUGCUACUAUCAUAAUCGGUGUGGCGACGUACAAUGCAAAUACAUCAGCAGCAUUGGCUCUCGCUUUGGCAUAUGCUAUUACUUUAUCACAAAGACUUGCACGAGGUAUGCAGCAAUUAGCUGAAACUGAAAUUCAUAUGACGAGUGUGGAACGAAUUGACGAAUAUGCUCAAAUAUCACCAGAGGAAGACGAUGGUGGUGGUAAUCAAGAAACGUUAGUAAUAGAAAGUAAUUGGCCAAGUCUGGGAGCAAUCGAAUUUCGAAACUACACCAUGCGCUAUCGACCUGAGCUAGAACCGGUAUUGUGUAAUAUCAAUUUACACAUUAGUCCAAUGGAAAAGAUUGGUAUUAUUGGUCGUACAGGAGCUGGAAAAUCGUCUCUUUUUCAGGCACUCUUUCGAUUGGUUGAGAGAUCAGCUGUUAACGGCGAAAUUUUUAUUGAUGGUAUCGCUAUAAGCCGUCUCAAACGUAGUUACCUUCGAUCACAUCUUAGUGCUAUUCCUCAAACACCUAUUCUAUUUAGUGGCACACUUCGUUACAAUCUUGAUCCGUUUGAUAUAUAUACAGAUGACGAAUGUUUCAACGCGCUAAAAGAUGUACAACUCAAUCAUUUUAUUGGUCUCGAUAUGCCUGUAACUGAAUACGGCAAAAAUUUUAGUGUUGGUGAAUGUCAACUCAUCUGUGUAGCUCGAGCUCUUCUUAAGCAUAGUAAGAUAUUAUUGAUCGACGAAGCAACAGCGAAUAUUGAUCAUGAAACAGACGCAUUAAUUCAAAAAGUCAUCGCUGAUAAAUUUAGAGAUCGUACGAUUUUAACGAUCGCCCAUCGACUGAAUACCGUAGCCGAGAGUGAUCGAAUACUUGUGAUGGAUCAAGGACGAAUAGCUCAGUUUGAUGUGCCAAACAAAAUUUUAUAA